Meriones unguiculatus (Mongolian gerbil) is the source of this 1760-nucleotide messenger RNA. RefSeq names its product OTU deubiquitinase, ubiquitin aldehyde binding 1 (gene Otub1). Gene Ontology annotation, molecular function: cysteine-type deubiquitinase activity; ubiquitin binding. The record is from RefSeq and is a predicted model, not a curated record. Gene Ontology annotation, cellular component: nucleus. Gene Ontology annotation, biological process: negative regulation of double-strand break repair; protein K48-linked deubiquitination. NCBI's taxonomy places the organism in Eukaryota, Metazoa, Chordata, Mammalia, Rodentia, Muridae. The transcript has 7 exons. Bases 75 to 890 code for a protein of 271 amino acids.
CAAGGAGGGGCUCCCUUCCGGGAGGAAGGCAAUUAAUAACCCGGAAGCGGUCGGCAGUGCGGCGCUGUUUAAAGAUGGCGGCGGAGGAACCUCAGCAGCAGAAGCAGGAGCCGCUGGGCAGCGACUCCGAAGGUGUUAACUGUCUGGCCUAUGAUGAAGCCAUUAUGGCUCAGCAGGACCGAAUUCAGCAGGAGAUUGCUGUGCAGAAUCCCCUGGUGUCAGAGCGGCUGGAACUCGCAGUCCUGUACAAGGAGUAUGCUGAGGAUGACAACAUCUACCAACAGAAGAUCAAGGACCUCCACAAAAAGUACUCCUACAUCCGGAAGACCAGGCCCGAUGGCAACUGCUUCUAUCGAGCAUUCGGCUUCUCCCACUUGGAGGCUCUGCUAGAUGACAGCAAGGAGCUACAGCGGUUCAAGGCUGUGUCUGCCAAGAGUAAAGAGGACCUGGUGUCCCAGGGCUUCACUGAGUUCACAAUUGAGGACUUCCACAAUACGUUCAUGGACCUAAUUGAGCAGGUGGAGAAGCAGACCUCAGUAGCUGACCUGCUGGCCUCCUUCAAUGACCAGAGCACCUCAGACUACCUUGUAGUCUACCUGCGGCUGCUCACCUCAGGCUACCUUCAGCGGGAGAGCAAGUUCUUCGAGCACUUCAUAGAGGGUGGCCGGACUGUUAAGGAGUUCUGCCAGCAGGAGGUGGAACCUAUGUGCAAGGAGAGCGACCAUAUCCACAUCAUUGCACUGGCCCAGGCCCUCAGCGUGUCCAUCCAAGUGGAGUACAUGGACCGCGGUGAGGGUGGCACCACCAACCCACACGUCUUCCCUGAGGGCUCCGAGCCCAAGGUCUAUCUUCUCUACCGACCUGGACACUACGAUAUCCUCUACAAAUAGGGCUGCCGGCCUGCUGUGCCCUGCCUGCCUCCCCCCGCCAGGCGCUGCGGGCGCUAGACAUGUACAGAGGGUUUUUGUUCUUUUUUCUUUCUUCUCUUUUUUUUUUUUUGUGGUUGUAAAUGGUCAUAUUUCACUCUUCCCUUUUCCUGUCACAACUUUCCAUGUUUUAUUAAAGGGGAUGCUGGUGGUGAGCCUGAGUGUGCGUUUCCCUGCUCUGCUGCUCUUCCCUACCUGCCCACUGGCUGCUGUGUGUCUGGCUGCCCCUUUCCCUGGGGUGGGUUCCUCAGCUUUCUACCUGUUUACUCCCAGGCACUCCUGCCAAGAGAAGUUUGAGGGCUCUAGGCCCCCUCUUGGUUCCUUGGAGUUAUGUUUUCUACCCAUAAGGCCUGCCCCCUUUCUCCCUGACCUUCCAGGAGUCUCUGUGUGAGCUGCUGAAGUUCUUUGGGAACCUGGCCAGAGGUCUCAGGUUACCCACACUCAGAUCUACCCCUUAGAGACUUGCUACUCUGGCCAGGGCCCUACAUCACAGCUGCCCACCUUCAGGGGUCUGCAUGACCAGGAGUCCUGGGAUGAGAACUUUAAGGGAAGAGGCUGACCCAGGGCAGGUGGAGGCGCUAGGCACCCACAGUGGGCCCCUGGGGGAGCUGACCUGUUGUCAGAGGAACGUUAGGCCUCAUGUCUAGGUAGGGCUUGCCUGUUCCCUGUUCCCUGGAGCCCCUGCCUGUGCCUGCUCUGCACCCCUUUGCUUGGGCCAUAUCUGCAUUACCUGCCUCUUUGCCUUCUCCUCUCCAUCCCCAGCACAUGUGGGGUCUCAGCCCAGGCUGUGAGCUCCUUGGGGGCAGGCCCUCAAUAAAUGUGAAGUGCUGCUGC